UUGGACAUUUUCGAGAUAGAGGAACCUUUGAACGGCAGCCGCCGCGGGCGGCGACCAAGAAAUGUUGGCCUUCGCCGCCGUUGUCUUCUCCCCAGCUCCCGGCACGCUCUCUGGUAGAACAAUCCGCUCCCCUGCUGUCUCCCGCCAAACCCUCGCUCGAUGCGUCAAGAAAACCGUCCCCGAACCACCCCGGUCUGUCUUGUCCUCACCGCGACCCGCGCGCUCCAGCCGCCGGCCAUGGGUGCCAUGGUGCCUCCGCGCGCUCGCCGCCGCUCUAGCGCUCGCGCUCUGUCCUCCACAUAUCAUCCCUGCCCAUGCGUCCUCCAUCGGCGAGCGUCUGAAGCCGAGUACCCCGUAUCCUUGCGAAGACGUCCAGAGCUACUACGGGGGGCUGGAGGGCUUCUCCGGUGACGGGCUGAUGGCGAAGCUCGGCGCCGUCGUCUCGCCUCACGCCUCACUGCGCUACAAAGAUGUAUGGGAGGCGCUCAAGAUUCUCGAUGCAGCUGACGCAGACCACCCAGAAGCGUCCUCUGAAGUGAUCGAGAUAUACUCGCAGAGAGCUGUGCCGAAGCUCUUGGCAGGCAAGCCGGAUGGAUGGAACAGAGAACACCUCUGGCCGCGAUCAUACGGGCUAAAACGCCGUCCUUCUCUAACCGAUCUGCACAACAUUCGUCCUGCGGAUGCCAAUGUGAAUUCGUCCAGGGGAAACAAGUAUUAUGGAGGAUGUGCUGCGACGUCGAAAAAAUGUGCAAGGCCAGCAAAUCGUGAAGCUGCACCUGACACUGAAACAGACAGUGAAAGAUGGGCACCCCCUUUUCAGGUGCGUGGAGAUGUAGCUAGGUCCCUGAUGUACAUGGCUGUAAGCUAUGGAUCUGGACAGAAAGAUGCAGCUCCACAUUUGGAACUUUCUGAUUCGCCUAGUAUUCAAAGGAGGAGGAUGGGUCUCCUUUCAGCUCUUCUACAAUGGAAUGAACUAGACCCUCCAUCGAGAUCAGAGCAACGUCGGAAUGAUAGAGUUUGCAGCCUUUACCAGCACAAUCGAAAUCCUUUUGUCGAUCAUCCAGAGUAUGCUAAUCUAAUAUGGAGGAACACAGCUAGAAAAAUUCGAAUGUGACUCAAAAAAAUAGUGAAAGGCUUGGGUCAAUGAGUUCCACUACAAAAUAUGAGAAUGAGGUGUCAACAAAUUACUAGUUAUGUGAUGCAACAUAUGAUAGUUCAAAGCAGUUAUAAAGGGAACUAAGGAGAAUUUAAUCAUAGAGCCUGCCAUCUCUGCCAAUGUUCGUUUCAAGGGUUUUCCGAACGCAGAAUUCACUUCAAGAAGGGUUACUCUGCAUUGACACCGUCACCACAACCUUCUUUGUCACUGCCAUCGUGCUUUCUCACCAGGAAGCUACUGAGGUCUGAGCAGGGUACCGGACAACAGCAAAUCGAGAUUGGAGCACACCAAAUGCCCGCUCGACAUCCUUCCUGCAAG
Messenger RNA from Triticum aestivum (bread wheat), 1474 nucleotides. Its product is annotated as extracellular ribonuclease. The record is from RefSeq and is a predicted model, not a curated record. Lineage: Eukaryota; Viridiplantae; Streptophyta; Magnoliopsida; Poales; Poaceae. Gene Ontology annotation, molecular function: nuclease activity. Bases 62 to 1114 code for a protein of 350 amino acids. The transcript is spliced from 9 exons.